Molecule: messenger RNA, 668 nt
Organism: Owenia fusiformis
Lineage: Eukaryota; Metazoa; Annelida; Polychaeta; Sabellida; Oweniidae
Source: the annotation of a GenBank genome assembly
UCAAAUCUGAGGGAUGACGUGUCCAAUCUGAGAGACGACGUGUCCACUUUACGAGAUGAUGAAUCCGAUGAUAUUGAUAGUAUAAGAGAUGAGGUGUCAAAUCUGAGGGAUGAUGUGUCCAAUCUAAGAGAUGAUUUUUGUCCAAUCUAAGAGUGGAUGAAUCCGAUGUUCGUGAUAAUCUUGUGGAACUGAAAGAAUCGAUGGUAGAAAUAAAGAAACAGUUGAGUGGACAAUUAAAAGACAACACUGAGAAAGCUGACACUGAGACUGAUGUACAACUGUUUCACUCUGAAGUUUGUAACAAGUCCUCCACGAUGUUUCAAGAAAUUAAAGAUCAGCUGAAAGGCUUCCAACAUAAUGAAUUAACAAAUGAAAAUCAUAUCAAUGUUUCCGCCAAUUCUGAAGUUUGUAACAAGUCCUCCACGAUGUUUCAAGAAAUUAAAGAUCAGCUGAAAGGCUUCAAACAUAAUGAAUUAACAAGUGGAAAUCAUAUCAAUGUUUCCGCCAAUUCUGAAGGAAAGUGCAACAAUUUGACGUUGGUAACAGAAACAUUGAAGGAAGAUCUUGAAAUGAUGAUUAAGCAACAAAUGAAGAAACUAGUAGAGACGUGUCAGACAGGAUCAAGUGAUCAAGAAAACAUGGAACUUCGUUUGGUAGGUGGUGUUACA